GUGUGCUAUAAGCGAGUAGGAUAUCCAUCAAAAGUAAUAAGACAAUAUUAAUUAUAUGAGUUUUGUUCAGACGCAGGCAAUCAUGGUCGUGGUAAAAUAUAUCUUGCUCUUAACAGAGAUUUUAUUGCUUAUAUUUAAAAUUCUACAUUGUAUUUUCAACGAUGUAUACAGAUUAAUCAGGCCAACAAAAGAAAAGAGUGUAGCUAAUGAAAUCGUUUUGAUAACAGGUGCAGGUCAUGGUAUCGGAAAGGAAUUAGCAAUCGGUUAUGCUUCGUUAGGAGCAACAGUGAUAUGUUGGGAUAUCAAUGAAGAAACAAACAAUGAAACAAUGAACGAUAUUAAAAAAAAACGAAAAGACUCUGUGUAUGCGUAUCGAUGUAAUGUAGCAGACAGAGAAGAAGUUUUCAGAGUAGCUAAAAAAGUAAAAGAAGAAGUAGGUGACGUUACUAUCUUGAUUAACAAUGCUGGCAUAGUGUUUAUUAAAUCAUUUCUGAAUCAAAGUCCUGAUGAAAUUGCACGAGUCAUAGACGUCAAUGUGACGGCGCAUUAUUGGACAUUGAAAGCAUUCUUACCUAGUAUGAUCGAAAAGAAUCAUGGUCAUAUUGUGUCGGUUUCAUCUUUAGCAGCACUUUUGAGUUUCCCUAUGGGAACAAUUUACUGUCCUUCAAAAUCCGCAGUUCAAGCAAUCAUGGAAGCUAUAUUGUUACGUAUAUUAAGUAAUGGAAAAUCAGCGAUUAAAUUUACAACUAUUUAUCCGUUUUUUGUACGUACCGGACUUGUUAAAAACAUACCUAUCAGGUUUUCAUGGUUAACACCUGAAGUUUUACCGCAAGAAGUGGCUUCGUCAAUAAUUAAAGCGCAAAGACGAAAUUAUGAAAAUCAAAGUGUACCUUCAUAUUGGCUACCUGUUUCUAAGCUAGGAAAAAAUUUACCUGAUACAGGAUUAAAAUUCAUAAAAGAUCUUGUCCUUGAUUAUAAUUCAUUUUGA
Messenger RNA from Mycetomoellerius zeteki, 988 nucleotides. RefSeq names its product short-chain dehydrogenase/reductase family 16C member 6-like. Gene Ontology annotation, cellular component: lipid droplet. Gene Ontology annotation, molecular function: oxidoreductase activity, acting on the CH-OH group of donors, NAD or NADP as acceptor. NCBI's taxonomy places the organism in Eukaryota, Metazoa, Arthropoda, Insecta, Hymenoptera, Formicidae. The record is from RefSeq and is a predicted model, not a curated record.